CCGGCGAGUGGACCAGCGAACGAAUAAUAUGAACGCUUUGGAAGACUAUUUGAAUGCUCUGAGUUUGAAUGGUACAAACACGCCGAGAUCGAGAUACUUUGUUAAUAGGAGUCCAUCAGCACUUAACAAGAGGAGUUAUAGAAGACUAGGAAGGGCUGGAUCAUAUAGUGGAUCGAGGAUAAACAAUGCUUUCAUGGCGAAGAUCGAGGAUGAGAGGGCACGGGUUCAGUGCCAACCUCGCGACCGUGUGGUGGACUCUUACGAAGAGUUAGGCAUCCCCAGAGGGUAUGGCGACUUCCUGUUACCGGAGUGCAUUGUGGUCCGUCGUUGCAAGCAAGGAGGAUGCUGCGGGGACGACCAAGAAUGCGUGCCGUCAAGGACGACAAAUGUCACCAUGAAUUUCUUACAAGUGAGACAGCAGAUCCCCAUCGAGAUCGUCCACGAAACCGUACACGACCUGGAGUGCGAGUGCCAGGACAAGCCAUCCUUCUGCCCCGAACCGGUCGUCGACUGCCCCGAUGACAAGGUGUGGUCCUACAGCGAAUGCACCUGCAAGUGCCGCAACAGGUGUCCCAAGCCGUUCUUGCAGGACGAGGACACCUGCGGCUGCGAUUGCCUGAGCCAGGACCGACAUUGCAAGAACAUCUACAAGGGAAGGCGGAACGGGAAACUGUCGCAGGAAGAAUGCGAUUGUGUUCGGAAAGGUCUGUGCGGCAAGCCACCAUGUAUCAACGGAGCAUUCUCAAUAUCCGACUGUAAAUGCAUUAAUUCAAAUAGCUGAGAGGAGUUCCUCGAGUUCCUGGAUAUCAACCGAUUAGAACAGUUCACUUCAAGUUUAGAGAGACAAGACUCUUAAUAUUUAUGCUGAAACGUGGGUGUAAAAAAGGUGAAAGUGUCUGCAAAUCUUGAAAUAAUGCAACACAACGAAGUUCGCCUACUCAAGAAAAUUGACAAGUACCGCACGCAGAGCCGCGGCGGCGGUUAGUCUUGCUUCUGAAAUGUCCUGUAUUUGGCCGUAAGUGGCGUGCUUGCUAAACUAAGGACGGAGAGGGAAGACUUUCAGAAAUUGGAUUGAGAUCUUUUCGACGUCACAAGAAUUUCAACGCCAACGUUGUAUCGUAUGUUCGGACUUCGGAGAUUGUCGAUGGACGGAGUGUCAUACCAAAUAAACAUUUCUUGAUCAACCUAUAUAUUUAAAUCAUGAGUUUUGUUUUUAUAUUACUGUAUUCAAAAUCAUUUUUGAUUCGCUGCCGUGUAUUAAACGUUAAACAAUCUGGUGUAUGUAGUUGUUUUUUACAUAUAUGGAAAACAAAAUGAUGUAUAUAUUAUGGUAAAUGUAUCAUAUAUUAAAUAUAACUAUUUAAUCACCUUUUAUUGAGCGCAUAGCAACGUAUCUAAUGAUAUACAAUGUAUAACUUCACGUAUUAGCAGUGAAGUGAGUCACAAUUCAAUUUCGAUUUAUUUUUGUUGUUGUAGAGAACACCAUAGUCCUUGAUAUGUAAAUGAAAUGUUAUGGCGACAAUAGUCAAAUAUGACUAAUCGCCACUCAAACCAACAUAAGAAGAAGAAGUUAAUGAAAUCAGAAAAAAUUCAAAUAAUGAAUAAAUGUCCACAUUGUUUGCGAUAAAGUAAUAUUAGAUUAUUUGAAAUUUUGUUAUAUUAAUGAUACAAUCCAUAUCGUUAGAUUGUGAAGUUGCUGACCAAAAUCCAUGUCCUCUAAAAAAUGGCAAUGACAGACUGAAAUAAACGACUAUUUUUUUCCAGACAUUUAUAAAAAAAUAUUUGUAUAUGGAUUUUAAAACUACUGUAUCGACUAUCGAGCUAAGACGACACUAGUCACUUUUUACAGUUGGAAAGUUCAUGUAUACGUAUUGAAUCCGCCGCGCACCACACACGAUCCGAUUGCGAUUUGAAUACCACCUGAAUGCGAUCCAACUGCGGUCAGAUUUUUUUGGAACAAAUGGUAUUUUUAAAUCAAAUUUGAAAUCUCUUAAAAUCAAAUGACCUUAUUCAAUUCAUUAUUUAUAAUAGAUAUGGAUACUGAUCUAAAUUAGAACAAGAAGCCUUAUCUAUAGAAUUGAUAACAUGUAUCGGUUUCAUAUCGCAGUUGGUCGCAGGAUGGCUAUACUAUUUUAAAAUCGACCCUGCAGUUAUUCAGUAAAAAAUAAGGAAGGUCACAAUAGAAAUGAUUUUCGUUACAGCAUAUUAUAUAAUGAAUGCUCAUGUUUGAGUCUUGCUGUCAUUUUUGACACAUUUUCCACCAAAAUUGGAGGCAAGUGGCUCGUUUCUAUGGGCUCUUAUUAUUAGUAUAUAAACAUGAUAAAAUGAUAAGUCAACACCAAAACUUGAUUGAUAAUCGUGUCUAAAUUAUGGGUGCUAUAUAAUAUGUAUAUAAACACUACCAGUUUUAUCCUUAUCAUGUAUAUUAUGGGUCUAUUUAUGAUAUUUUCGUUUUUAUCUACAUUCUAUAGCCGAUACAUAAAUGUGAAAUAUGAAAUAGAUGAAGAAAUUGAUUCAGUCGAAGGUUGAUUUAUAUGCUAUUAAAUAAUAGAAAAAUCACAACUAUAGAAAUUCUAGAACACCUUUGUGGAGUGUUUGUUUGCAAUAAUUUGAACGGUUUGAAGAAAACUCACAAUUGGCCAUGCCCGGGCAUUGCUUUAGAUAUUAAAAACGAUGAUUUAAAAGUGCUUCGUAUAGAAGAUAAUAAUAGAUGCAUCGACGAGCAUUUACUAUAUUCAUUAAAUUUACAAAGUUUUAACUAGAUAAAUAAUAAAAAAUAUCAGCAUACUGUAAGAGUACUGUUGGCAUUAAAAUGCUGCAGACUAUUAUUAUUAGUGCAUGAAUUUAUUGAUGUUCAAAAUAAAAAACAUCUUUAUGGAUAUUAUGAUCUGAAUAUUCAUAACGUAUUUGUGCGUAUAUUAUCAGUAAUCACUAUGCAUAUUGGUCUUUUGAAUAUAAAUUGUGUAUGAUGAACGAGAUUGUAUUUAGUACUUUGAAAACUGCACCUGUAUCGAAAUAGCCAUUUUAUUUUUGUAUGCUUAUAAUCCCCUGUUGUUCUAGAUUAAUAUCAAGUACAUUUUACUACUUUCUGUUUCGUCGGGGUUCUGAGAAUGAGAAUAUCAGCAGAGUACUUUACACGAUUACGUAAUUAACCAUGUAAUAUCAGAUUAGAGAACUUGUGAUAAUUUAAAGGACCCUUCUGAUAUUCAGAUUCAUAAGAAAGAUUUAUUUGUAUCCAUUUCAAACCAUGCGCUGUCAAGCAUGUGGUUAUAAUUAUAGUGGGUAAAUCUCAGCAGUUGUGCCGCGUACGAGCAUCGUCUGUCAAUGAACAAUGACUGGUCAUAUUUCUUUCUUCAUCUUUAUUCUAAUAGCGCUUAUUUCUUAAAGCAAUUUAACCAAGAAGGUUUGAAUCUAUUCUUCGACUCCGAUCAUUUCGGAUGUCUAUUCAUGUCGGAGCCUUUUCUUUGGUCAUCAAAGCGAUCCGACAUCAAUAUUAUUUUAAUAUUUCAAAAGCACCUCGCAGAUACUUACACUCCUUCACCUAAAUUCCCAACAUUCCUAAAGUAAGAUACCACUCUCAGUAGCGAGUGGCAAUAAAACGGAUAAGAGCAGUCCAGGGCUUCGUAACGCAAACGUUUGCGCUCAUUUGAAACACUAUUUCUGAUUGGUUACUGGUCAGUCUUUUGAAUGAAUUCCCAAUGCAACAACGAUUUUGAUUGGUCAAUAUAAGUUUUUCUGUGACUUGCUACUACUUUGCUUUUGUGAACCCCUGAUGGCUUUAUUCCAAGAAAGCCUAACGCUAUUUGAUCUCAUCCUAUUGGUCUAAAACCCACUUUAAGCAAUUGUCAUUUUGUCUAAUAAUCGAAUUAUAAUUGCAAUUUCCUCUAUCAUAUUUCCAGUUUUGCCUAAUGGCCAUUUGGUCUAAUGAGAUAGACAUUACAUAAGGGUGUUAAGACAUUACAUAAGGCCAAUUGGAAAUCAUAUUGAAUGCGUAAAUGGGAAUUAUUCGAAAUGAUAAAAAGAUGUGGGUAGCAGAUAAAAUAGAUGAACUGCAUGGUUUAAUAUUGAGGUAAUAAGAUUAGACCAAGUGGAUGAAACCGAACAAACAUUGGACAAAGUUGGUUUACACCAACUGCCAAUCCUUCCACAAGAAAAUUGCCCAUAAACGAACAACUUGAAUCUUUAUCACAUUGUAUAUCUAGUCUCAAGACUAUUAGAUGGGCCAUUACACCUCCUAUACAGUGGUGUAAUGAGGAAAAAUGUUGAGGGGCUAGACAUGUCGUGUCGUAAAAAAGUUGCGCGUGAGCAAACAUUUUGACAUUUUUAAUACAGGAAUCCAAUUUUGUGAUAGAUUUAACAUAAUAUUCAGACAAUAUUAUCAUAUUUUACCCUUCUCUCUUUCCUUUUCCUUUUUUUGUUGGUAGUUAAACAUUUUCUCGUGAAAUGUGCUAUCAAUAUCACCAUCAUAUUUAUAUUUCCAUCUAAAUAAACACAGUUGAAACGUUUGGAUACAAUCAUAUUUCAUCCGAAACGCGAAAUGCUUAUGCUGCAUUUGUUAAUACAUGCGUGAAUCAGACACAGGCAAUGGAAAUUGAUUGAUAAAUUUUGUAUUUUUUUAUUUCUAGGCCCCAAAUCGGUCAAACGUUUACUUGCACCCGAAAAUAUUUCCCUCAAAAUACGAUUAUGUGAUCAUUUUUUAAUUAUAUAGGUAACCGUGUCAUUGUUUUAGUGUCCUGCCACUGUGAAAAUGUGGGAAAUAUUUUUUUUCAAGGAAGGAGUGUCCUUACUAAUUUUGAAAUCGUGAUUGUAGGUCAACUUUUUAUCUUCCGAUGCGUAAAGUAAACCGAUUAUCAGUACUGUUUGCAUGUUUAUUCAAUAUGUAGAUUGUUUUAGUGUAUUCUUAUGUCAAGUAUGUUCAUUACAAAACAUCAUAAAAUGAUGUUGAUCUCAUAUCUAAUCGUGUAUUUAAUUGGAAAAGGAUGUAUUGUGUUAGUCCUCUCAGUGCAUAUAGACCCAGGCUGCGAAAAAUAAAUGAUUUAUGGUAGGUAAGGUGUCCCAGCUUAUGCGUACCUGUGAUAACAAUCCAAAAUUCAUAUCAAACGUUUGUUUUAAAAAGGAUUUUAUUGGGGUUAUGUCCCGUAGUCUUAUUUCAUCGUUCAUUCAUUAUAAAAUCAUUAAAAUAUAUGCUGGUCUGUAUUCCUUAAUGAUCCCAUCAUGCAUUGCGUGUAAACAAUAAUUAUUGAAUGUCACAGUCCAAAGGUGCGCUUCGUGGUAAAAUUAAAUAUUUUAAGUCAGUA
Messenger RNA from Lytechinus pictus (painted urchin), 5297 nucleotides. RefSeq lists its product as uncharacterized. The record is from RefSeq and is a predicted model, not a curated record. The transcript has 4 exons. NCBI's taxonomy places the organism in Eukaryota, Metazoa, Echinodermata, Echinoidea, Temnopleuroida, Toxopneustidae. The coding region runs from base 29 to 781 and encodes 250 amino acids. Gene Ontology annotation, cellular component: membrane. Gene Ontology annotation, molecular function: growth factor activity.